CGUCUGGGGAGUAGCGCUCCCUGGUGUCCGGAGCGGCUGCAGCUGGAGAAGGUGGAGGUCAAGGAGGGCAGGUGGAGGCGCCUCAGGAGGAGACCCGCAGAUGGCGCUCAGGUGUGUCUACACUCCCUCCACCUGUGUCCUGGGACCCAAGAGGAUGCUGCUGUGGAUGCUUGUCCUCUCCGCUCUAGCUUUUGGGGCUUGUGAGGUGCUUACGGUGGUGCCCCAUGGGGCCUGGGCAGUGGAAGCCAUGGGUUGCAGUACCCCCCUGGCCUGGCCAGUGGCCUUCCUGGUCACACACCACAUCCCGGGACUGCAGUGUGACAACCAGACAGCAUGCACCCAGAGGCUGCGGGAGUUGCAGGCCUACCACAUGCACAACAACAGCUGGUGUGGCCUGGCCUACAACUUCCUGGUGGGGGACGACGGCAGGGUGUAUGAAGGUGUUGGCUGGGACGUCCAAGGUGUGCACACCCAGGGCUACAACAACGUCUCCCUGGGCCUGACCUUCUUUGGCACCAAGGAAGGUCACAGCCCUAGCCCCAUUGCCCUGUCAGCUAUGGAGGGGCUGGUGGCCCUUGCUGUCCUCAGGGGCUAUCUGUCCCCCACAUACUCACAGCCAGUCCUUGUGAAAGGUGAGAACUGCUUGGCCCCAAAGCAGAGGACAAGUUCCAAGAGAGGCUGCCCCAGAAUUAUCCCUCGGUCUGAGUGGGAGGCCAGGGAGACCCACUGCCCCAUGAUGACCCCUCCGGCCAAGUAUGUCAUCAUCAUCCAGACUGCGGGGAGGACCUGCAACAUGUCUGAGGAGUGCCACCUGCUGGUGCGGGACGUGCAGGCACUGCUCAUGGACAGAUACGGCAGCUGUGACACCAGCUACAACUUCCUGGUGGGACAGGAUGGAAACAUUUAUGAAGGAGUGGGUUGGGAUGGCCAAGGCUCCCACACCUCUGGCUACAAUGACAUCUCCCUGGGCAUCGCCUUCUUGGGCACAUUCUCAGGUACCCCGCCUAACACCGCAGCACAGGAGGCGGCCCAGAACCUGAUCCAGUGUGCUGUGGACAAGGGCUACCUGGUCCCCGACUACUUGCUGGUGGGACAGAGUGAUGUCGCCAACACCCUGUCCCCUGGACAGGCACUCUACAACAUUAUCAAGAUGUGGUCUCACUAUCAGCCCUGAGAGCCCCUCCUACAUCUGAGAUGCAGCCCCACCUUUAUCAGCCUCUCUAUCAUCCUUGCUUCAGUCUGAAUGCUGUCCCCUCCCUGACAGCCCUGUUCCUCAUCCUCUGGUGUGUCCCUUUUCUGCUAGCCCUCAGCUGUGCGCCUCCAGCCCUGGGUCAGCUCAGCCUUCCUCUCUACUCUUCUUUCUCUCACUCUCCCUGCUGCAAACCUGCCAGCCUUGGCCAGACGAGCCCACAGCUGGCUCCUGUGUGAUGCCUUCUCACUCUGUAUCUGUGCCUGCUUAUGCAUCCCCCAGCCUCUGGUGGGAUGGGUCCCCAGUCCUCCUGGCCCACAUCUGCAUGUCCAUAUGUGGGUGUCUGUCAUCCAGGGCUGUGAUGGCCCGUGGGGGUGGGGAUUCUAUGAGCUGUUCAGCUUCUUCCUGCUCAGUUUUCUG
This is a messenger RNA of Erinaceus europaeus (western European hedgehog), 1609 nucleotides long. Its product is annotated as peptidoglycan recognition protein 4. The record is from RefSeq and is a predicted model, not a curated record. The coding region runs from base 101 to 1174 and encodes 357 amino acids. The transcript is spliced from 8 exons. Gene Ontology annotation, molecular function: N-acetylmuramoyl-L-alanine amidase activity; zinc ion binding. Gene Ontology annotation, biological process: peptidoglycan catabolic process. NCBI's taxonomy places the organism in Eukaryota, Metazoa, Chordata, Mammalia, Eulipotyphla, Erinaceidae.